AUGCUGUCUUGGGUACGCGUUGCCGUGCCUCGCUUUCGGAGCGUGUUUCGUUUGAGAAGCACUCGUAUACGCUCGCGUCACUGCGGGCCGUACAUGGGCGGCACUGCGAGUAAAGGCACGAGUCAUAGGCGCGAUGCGGAAGUGCUCGUGGAGAGCGUCCAGCGAGUCGCGCUGGAGCUCCGACACGCACGCCAGCGCACGCCGCACGUUCUCAGCGACGCGUACGAAGCCGAAGCUAGACAGCACGUGAGCGCUCUCAUGGCCGUUGUAAAUAGUGUGGACGUUGCGCAGUUCGAACUUUCCGAAUCGGACCUAGUUAGCGCUGUGGACGGUGCGGAGCAUAGCCAAGACGUGUCGCUCCCGGAGGCCAGCUGGCCAGAGGAGUGCAGGUGGCCAACUCGCCGUAUCCAGUACGUCUUCGGUGCCGAGCAGUCUGAUCUAUUUUCCGUCGGGGUAUUUUACCUGCCGAAGGGAGCGUACUUGCCACUGCAUGACCACUUUGGAAUGGUGGUCGUCUCGCGUGUGCUCUGGGGCUCACUUGUUAUGCGCGCGUUUGAUUUUGCGACGGAUCAUUACACCAACUACGAAGAGUUGGAAUGGAUGCACUGCAAUGGAGGCUGGGCAGAGUCGACAAUUCAGCGCUCAGAGCGCGAAGCUGGUGACGCCUGGGCGCUUUACCCCAGGUCUGGAGGCAAUAUUCACGAGCUCGUUGCAGUUCGAGAGCCGUGCGCUAUGCUCGAUAUCAUUAUGCCGCCGUAUCCGUCGGGAAGCACCAUUUUUGAUCGACGAAAGAAUCGCGAACUCUAUGAAUGCCAUUAUUAUCGAGCGACCCGGAGGAGACAACUCGGUGACCCGUCACGUACUCCGGAAUGGUUCCUUGAACGCUUCCCCGGCGAGGAUCUCGUCUAUGUGCAACGAGCUCGACAGCGUCUGUUUCCAGACCUCUGGCGAUAA
This is a messenger RNA of Cyanidioschyzon merolae strain 10D, 954 nucleotides long. RefSeq lists its product as hypothetical. The transcript has a single exon. NCBI's taxonomy places the organism in Eukaryota, Rhodophyta, Bangiophyceae, Cyanidiales, Cyanidiaceae. The coding region runs from base 1 to 954 and encodes 317 amino acids. The record is from RefSeq and is a predicted model, not a curated record. Gene Ontology annotation, molecular function: oxidoreductase activity, acting on single donors with incorporation of molecular oxygen, incorporation of two atoms of oxygen.